AUAUUUUUUUAAAUUGAAUAUAUGCAUUUUGAUAGAAUAUCUGACUGCAGUACUAAAGAAGUUUCAUUCGAAACGAUUUGGGCCCGAGACAAUUAAUGUGAUGGAUCAGUCAGGAUCUGUGAACAAACUUUUUUUUUUUAAGAAAGCACUGGCUUUGGCUCUAGAUCUACUGAACUAAACAACUGAUAACAAAUGGUUUGAAAACUUUAUCUGAACAAUAUUUCUAUGUUUAAUCCAAAUAGUUUUAAUUGAAUCCCUGUGCACGUCUUACAAGUCGGGCUUUGUUCUUUUCACUGUAUUGAACAAUCGUAGAACGUGCCUACUUCAUCACCUACCGGCACAUCGAAGGCCAUGUGUGGCAUUAGCACAGACACUCCAGAUUUAAAACAAAUGAUGAACAACAUCAUAAUUCCUGACUUUUUGAGUUUGAGUAAUCAGCUACAUGUAUUACGAACGCAUGAAUUCCGAUCAAUAUCACUUUGACGCAUUAAAACAGCCAUAAAACCUGUGUUGCCGUUAUCAUUCCGGACCGCGUAAGCAGAAAAAAAAUAUUUCGGAGAUUUUUAUGUACGUGCGGGCGGGUGAUUUUUUUUUCUUUUUCCCGGGAAUGAAAUCAUUGAUGCGGUUGUUCCGACGAGCGACAAAUCAAUUUGGUAUGGCCUAACCUAUUAUCCUUUUUCUUUUGAAAAUAAAAUCUAACAAAAGGGUCAAAAAAUGAUAUAGACUAUUAAAAAUUUACUUAUCAGGGGUUCAAAAUUCUGAAUACGUGAUGCAGAUUCGAUGCAACAUUUGUUUCGAUGGAUUUUGGAAUUAAUUUCUGCUCGACGUACAUUUCAAAGAUACAAUUUUAAAAAAAAAACACACACAUUAUUUACAAAGAAUUGCUUCAAAUUGAAGAAAAUGUUUUUUUUUUUUUUUUUUUUUUGUUUUUGUUUUUUAUUGUUUUUUUUUUUUUUUGUAACGUUUGUUUGGUAAACUGUACUUUUUUUGCAUCUCUCAAGUUCUUGAUUUUGAAUGCACUUUUAUUAUGUUGAGAGUUUUCGAUUUUUUUUAUAGUAAUUAUAUGUUGUUACGUGUGCUGAAUAGCAUAAAGUGAACCCCUGCAUCUAAACAGUAGACACAUAUCUUAAAAAUGAACAAAAGUCAAAUUUUCUUUGACUUAUAAACUCGAAGGUUUGAACUUUGAAGUCAUGAGUUUCUUACAUUAUUCCAUACAAUGAUUGUUUUAAGUUUCACAUUACGUUUUAGUUUUGAGAAUCAUUUUUUAAGUAUCACCGUACAUAUUUUUAUUUCAGGUUUCUAACUGUACAUUAAGCAAUUUGAUAAGUUAUUUAACUUCAGUCAUUAUUGUCAUGAUAAAUAUGACUAAGACAUAAUAUGGCGCAAGACACUACGACAUAUAAGUACAUGUAAAACAACGUUGGUAAAUAGACUUACCGCUUAUUUUCUUAAUUAAACAGUUAAUUAAGUCAGUGUUUUAUUUGCUUGAAAAUUUUGUUUACAUAUUUCUUUACAUUUGAUAAGGUUUUCGUAUUUCUAAUAGAACCAAAUGACCACAUAAAUAAUCGGUCUUUAAUAUGCCUUUAUUGGUUGUAUCUUACAGACAUAUAGACUGGAUAUUAUAAUGGAAAAGGAUAUUCAGAUUCGGCAAACUACAAAAACUUGCCUUUGUAUUCGUUCAAGAACAUGAGCCAGUUCUGCUAGCUUAAAUUAGGUGACGUUAGUUUUUUUUUCUAAUAACACUAGAAGUCAAUACAUUUAAAUAAUUCACCUAAUAUAGGAUGAUGCAUUUUUUAACAUAUCAGCGCUGGUAUAACAUAUAAUUCUUCUUGAUAAUCUUGCAGAGCAAAUGUUGUUGAGUAUAGGGGUGAUACACGUUUUUGUGUAUUAACGUCGUCUGCAAAAGCCCGCUGUAAUGCUUGGGACCAAGACUGGAGAAUGAGAAUCCUAGACUAUCUUUUCAGCUUUUUUCAAGUCUAUUACCAUGGCAUUGUUUGAAGAAAUAUGUAUUCAUAUUGAGAUAAUAAGAAAAACAGAAAAUUUUAUGGUGCAACAAGUUCUAUUCGCAAAAAGUAAUAAGUUCUGUUUCAUUUAGGUAUCCAUACGUUUUCUUCGUUUAAGCUAUAUACUAUACAUUUUUAUCGUCUUGUAGACUUUGAUAGAAGUACUAGCUGAAAGAAGAGCCUAGUUGUUGAAUAAUCAGCUUUAAACGGAUAUGUGUGAAGAAAUCACACAAGAGUUCUUUUUCGCGUUCAGUUAAAUGUUUGUUAAAAAAAUUCAAUAAAAUGAUGAUAUUAAGAAAGGUGGAUAAAUAUUACCGUAGAAAAUUCAAUGUGGGUGUUUUCUUGUUGAUCAUUUCACUCAUGAUAUAUAUGCAUUCUAAACCAAGUAAACACUACAAUUCUUAUGUCAGUAUUGAAUAUGAAAAUGAUAAUAACAUUGAUAACCAAGAGAAACAGUAUGAUCUACGCGUCAUUGUUAUUGUUUAUGACAGGGCGCAUUCACUUCUCAGAUUGCUAAAAUCUCUAAACGAUGCAGAAUAUUUUUCUGAUUUAAUCAAAAUUGAAGUUUGGAUUGAUAGGUCCGAAAAGGGCAUCAUCAACGAAGCUACUUUAAAAACAGCUCGGAACUUUGUGUUUAAGCAUGGAGAAUACGAUGUAAAGUUACAUCGACAUCACGUUGGAAUCUAUGGACAAUGGUUUUCAACUUGGAAGCCAAAAUUGUGCUCAUCAGAAAUUGCUGUUAUUUUAGAAGAUGACUUAACUGUUUCUAAAUACUUCUGGAAAUAUUUGAAAUUGGUUCAUAAGACGUAUGAUAACUACACAGAUAUUAAUGGCUAUGCUUUACAAGGAUAUACAACAACUUUCGAUGUUAAAAAUCCACACAUACUUCAAGGACCAAAUUCGGGCUAUGUUUAUCUUUUCCCAGUUGUUGGUGCUUGGGGAUUUUCACCAAAAAAAAGCAAUUGGGAAAAAUUCAUAGACUGGUAUAACUUUGGAGAUGCCCGUACAACAAUACCGUAUGUUCCUGGAAAUCUUGCGACAGUGUGGUAUAAAGAACUUUUAAAAAAUGGAAGAUCUAAUACGAUGUGGGAAAUGUGGCAUAUAUAUUAUGCUUGGAAAAAUAACGAAUACACACUUUAUAGUAACUUUUCAAAUCGGACAGGACUGACGUGUAAUUGGAGAGAAAAAGGCUUACACUCAACCAAAAGUCAAGGUGAUUCAAACCCUCUACUGACCGAGUGGAAAAUAGAGUAUGAAAAUUUGCCGAAAGUACCAAUAUACUUAGAUGUUUCUGGAAAAGAGAAGAAGAAAAGAAGUUUAUGAAGUUAACUCCACCGAAGUGAUAAAGAAUAAUUAUAAUUUUGGUUGCUUUUAAUAAAGCGCGAUCUUUAAACAUAAAUCAUGUGUAUAUUCUGUGCAAUGUCCCAUGGAAAUUUUUUUUGACACAAUAUGAGAACUACAACUGAAAUUUUGUAGAAGAAAAACAACAUUAUUUAAGUUCGUUUAAAAGAAUCAAUAGGUAACAUAGUUAAAAUUAGAUUUGAAGGAAAAUGUCCAGGUUAAUUUGAAUAUGGACUUUGGAAAUUUAGGUGGUGAUUUAAAGAUGUCCUACAUAAAUUAAGAAUACAAAUCUGUGCCGUAUCUGUAUUUGUGUAUACAAUGUUCAUAAAACCACAACUCAAUUUCCAUAGAAAAUAAAUCCACAUCAGUGUAAGAACAAUUCAACGUUUUUUGGUGGUUUAAGCUGGUCUAAAUUCAAAACUGUAUUUUACAAAUACAUUUAUGUCAAUUUUGUAAACUUGAAAACCACUUGACUAAUAUGUAUAACUUUGAGGGAAAAUCUGCGAUUUUAUUGCAUGUGUAUUUACUUGAUUUUCGUUAUAUAGUGUGUCGAAGAGAUUAAAGAAAUAUAUAGAAGUCAGUGUGUGCAGCAAUAUUUCCUGUAUAUCAUUUUUUGUUUCUUUAAUUGCUGGAGCAACUAUUUAAUAGUCUUUGGUAACUGAUUUUCUUUUACAUAUACUGUGAAAUCAUUAAAAUUCGUGGGGGACUAAUAUUCGUGGAUUUCGUGGCUAAGUCAAUCCACGAAAUUUAAUUCUAACGAAUGAGUAAAAUUCCCAUUCAUUUUAUGCUCAAAAGUUGAAAUCCACGAAUUCUUAUCCCAACGAAAUUGCCGUUUUGACGAAACCACGAGAUUUUAUGCCCACGAAAUUAAAUGAUUUUACAGUAAUCAAGAUUGAUAACAGGUACCUUAUCAAUAAGAAAGUGAAUUUUCUCAGACGCGAAGCAAACCUCCGGUAAAAGAAAGCUGAACGUUUUCGGGGCAAACAUAAAAUUUUGCUCAUUCUGCUUGAGAGGCACAAAACGCUUUAACUGUUUGGCAAAAUAUUAAAUUUAGUGAAUACUUUCA
Mercenaria mercenaria is the source of this 4410-nucleotide messenger RNA. RefSeq lists its product as uncharacterized. The coding region runs from base 2286 to 3326 and encodes 346 amino acids. The record is from RefSeq and is a predicted model, not a curated record. NCBI's taxonomy places the organism in Eukaryota, Metazoa, Mollusca, Bivalvia, Venerida, Veneridae. The transcript is spliced from 2 exons.